AUGUUCUACAACGUCACGGCCACGGACGAGGAGAAUGACCCGCUGACCUACUCCAUCACAACCAAGCCUCCAGUCAACUACUUCACCAUUGGCUACGCUGAUGGAAUCAUCAAGACCACGACUGACCUGAGGACAGCUACGGUUGACCACAUCGUCAUGACAGUCUCGGUCACGGACGGCUACAACAUAGUGGACAACUUCAACAUCGUCAUCACCAUCGCCAAUUUGAACACAAGACCAGAGAUAACAAAUCUGCCUCAAACCUUCUCCAUCCCCGAGACCACAGCCAGCGGCUUCACUAUCACCACCCUCGAUCUGUAUGAUCCGGACAUUUACGUCAACCAGCUGGUGCCUAUUUGUACAGUGGUCCCUGACGCCGAGCAGUUCAAGUUCACUUAUGAUCCUGGCACCCGCCGGAUCAGACUGUCUACUGCGGUCAACGCCCCCAUGCCGCUGGACUACGAGACCACCAACCUGUAUGUGAUCAACUGUAAGGUCACUGAUGGCUUUUUGGAUUCCCAGAAUGACACGGCGACGGUGAAAAUUGUGAACGUCAACGAGGCGCCAUAUUUCGACGAGCUGGCCUAUUAUUGUGAACUUUUCGAGAGUAAUGCCGCCGUCUCCACCUGUUACCUUGACGCCGUCAUUGUUGACCCGGAAGGAGAUCGAAUAGUCAGUGUAGGCUUUAUGAGAGGCAACAAUAGCCAGAGGUUCCGCUACGACCGGUCCAGUACAGCAGUGACCUUCACCGUCGACUAUGACGUGGAUCUGGAUCUCAUGCCCAUGGAAGUCGUUCUCCAGUUACAGGCUAUCGACGUCUAUGGCGCUUCCAGCAAUGUCGCAGUCUACAUCACGGUCCGUGACAUCAAUGACAACACUUGCGACUUCAGGUCCACCUCGUUGAAUAUAUUCAGGGCUGACCAAAGCACUAAACUAGGCAGUCUAGGCACAUUUUACGCCAUCGACGAUGACCGGACGUCCCCCAACAAUUUGGUGUCCUACCAGGUGAAACAAGCCCUACCUGCAGAUUCACUCAACUACAUCGCUGCAUACAGUGACGGCUCACUGGGUUACAUAGGAGAAAUCCCGCCAGAAAACAGUGGUAGAAGCUACAGCCUCGUUGUCGAAUGUAGAGAUGGCGGCGUGCCUCAAAGGACUGCAGAGGGAACUAUUGUCCUCACAUACCAGACAACCACAACAAGCAGUACUACACCAACAACAACAACUACAACAACAACGACGACAACAACCACAACAACACCGAGAACCACGACAACUACGACGACACCGGCCCCAAGCACAAACAUUUUUGACAAUGACGCUUUUGUGGCUAUUUUUGCCAUUCUGAUGACCAUCUUGGCACUGGGGCUUCUCGUGGGCUUGUACUUCCUGCUGAGGCUCUGUGGCGUCUUCGGGGCACUCGGGACGCUGUCCAGUGUGGCUCCUGCUGCUGCUGAAGCGGCUGCUGAAGGUGUUGAAGAGCUAGGAGAAGCUGCAACUGCUGCGCCAAAAGCCUCAAGAGGAUGUGCUGAUUUUUGCUGUCCCAAGCCCCCGCCGCCUAAAAAGGAGCAAUACUUCAACAUGGAUGUCCGAACCAACAACGACUUCAGAGACACCUACUGGAAGAAAGAUGACCGGUACGAAACUGGAACAGGCUAUAACCCCCAGGGAGACCCAUACGACAAAGCUUUGGGGUUCGGACCCAGGCGCCUAGCGCUUCCCGCUCCUAAAUCGCUCAGACGAUACUAG
This is a messenger RNA of Candidula unifasciata, 1749 nucleotides long. NCBI's taxonomy places the organism in Eukaryota, Metazoa, Mollusca, Gastropoda, Stylommatophora, Geomitridae. The record is from the annotation of a GenBank genome assembly.